GCACUAGCCUGGGCUAGAGCCUUACCCACCCGGGUCUAUCCGGAAUACGUGCUUGCCUGCCGGAGGGGCGGACAGAGGCGGAGCGGGGCCGUGUGCCCCGAAGUAAGCAUGGGAGACCCAGUCCCCAGGGACUAACCCUAGGGAAAGUAAGACUUUUGCCCUCCUUCUCCCACUUCUCCCCCAAACAGAAUGUUACCCGUUUCAGACCCAAGUACAACUCUCCUAGACAAUCACUGGCCCUCUUUGAGAGAAAGGGCAACCACCAGGGACAGUUUCAACAUUGACCCCAUCCUUUCUGAUUCCUGGCUAGGUCAGCUGUCAUGGUAACCCUUCCCCAGCCUGGAGCCCCCGAGUCUCCCCUCCCUUCACCCUUGUGGUUGUGGAGCCCCAAACCUCUCUGGACUCCACAUCAAGAGAAGGUUGCUAAGGUAACCUCAGUUUCUAGUGCUCCUUCUGCUUUUGCCCUCAGCAGUACUGUGACAACCCUUCCCACUUGGCACUCAGGUAGAAAGGACCCCAGUCCCAAGGACACUGAUCUCCAAGAGAAACACACCUCUUCCCCAACCCCUCCCCCCAUAGCCACCCUGCUGGCAUUACCAUGGUAACCAUCAUCUAUGGACCAAAUCAACCAGGUGUUUUAAUUCAGAGGAGGAGCUGCUCUGCUGAGGCACAGUUGCUAUGGUUACUGGGCCUGGACCAUCCUCAGGAAAGUGAAAAACAGCAGUGCAGCUGAUAUGGGCUGAAACUACCCUUCUGGAUCUCCCCCAGCCUACAACCCAGGAGGAUGCUUGGAGGCCCAGCUAGGGCCUGAGCUCGGCCCCAUGCGGCUCACUCGCUGCCAGGCUGCUCUGGCAGCCGCCAUCACACUCAAUCUCCUGGUCUUCUUCUAUGUCUCGUGGCUGCAGCACCAGCCUAGGAACUCCCGGGCCCGAGGCCCUCGUCGUGCAUCUGCUUCUGGGCCUCGUGUAACCGUCGUAGUGCGGGAGUUUGAAGCAUUUGACAACGCAGUGCCAGAACUGGUGGACUCCUUCCUACAGCAGGACCCCACCCAGCCCGUGGUGGUAGUGGCCGACACGCUCCCCUACCCGCCUCUGGCCCUGCCUCGCAUUCCCAAUGUUCGCCUGGCGCUUCUCCAGCCUGCCCUGGACCGGCCUGCUGCAGCAUCUCGACCAGAGACCUACGUGGCCACCGAGUUCGUGGCCUUGGUGCCUGAUGGGGCUCGAGCUGACGCACUGGGCCAGCUAGAGCGCAUGGCAGAGGUGCUCCGAGCGGGAAGUGCACGUCUGGUGGCUGCUCCCGUGGCCACAGCCAACCCUGCCCGGUGCCUGGCCCUGAACAUUAGCCUUCGAGAAUGGACCGCCCGCUAUGGUCAAGCACCCACUGCUCCCCGCUGUGAUGCCCUGGACGGGGAUGCUGUGGUGCUCCUUCGCUCACGUGACCUCUUCAACCUGUCAGCACCACUGGCCCGGCCUGUGAGCACUAGCCUUUUCCUGCAGACUGCCCUUCGUGGCUGGGUGGUGCAGCUGCUGGACUUGCCCUUUGCUGCGGCAAGUCAGCCCCCGCUGGCCACAGCCCAUGCGCGCUGGAAGGCGGAACGGGAGGGGCGCACUCGGCGGGCAGCACUGCUACACUCGCUGGGCAUCCGCCUGGUGAGCUGGGAGGGCGGGCGACUUGAGUGGUUCGGCUGCACCAAGGAGACCACGAGGUGCUUUGGCACAGUGGUGGGUGACACACCGGCCUAUCUGUACGAAGAGCGCUGGACACCCCCCUGCUGCCUGCGUGCACUGCGGGAGACUGCGCGAUACGUGGUGGGGGUGCUGGAGGCCGCAGGUGUGCGCUACUGGCUGGAGGGCGGUUCGCUGCUGGGGGCGGCCCGCCAUGGGGAUAUCAUCCCAUGGGACUACGAUGUUGACCUGGGCAUCUACUUGGAGGACGUGGGUAACUGCGAGCAACUCCGGGGAGCUGAGGCCGGUUCUGUGGUGGAUGAGCGGGGCUUCGUGUGGGAGAAGGCCGUGGAGGGUGACUUUUUCCGCGUGCAGUACAGUGAGAGCAACCACCUACACGUGGACCUGUGGCCUUUCUACCCCCGCAAUGGAGUCAUGACCAAGGACACAUGGCUAGACCACCGGCAGGAUGUCGAGUUCCCUGAGCACUUCUUGCAGCCUCUGGUGCCUCUGCCCUUUGCUGGCUUCAUGGCACAAGCACCUAAUAACUACCGCCGUUUCCUGGAGCUCAAGUUCGGCCCUGGGGUCAUAGAGAACCCGGAGUAUCCCAACCCAGCACUCCUGAGUUUGACAGGCAGCGGCUGAAACCCUAUUCCCCUCACCUGGAGUCCAGGGAACAUUCCGUUGUUUGGGGGCAGUCUAUCUGGAUGUGGAGAAGCUUAGUGUGGACGUGAGGAGUAUGUGGUGGAGAGGGAGAGGGGGAAACUGACCAAGAAAGAAACUAGAGGGAAAGCAGGAUGGAAGCCUGGCUUUGGCAGGAGAGAACCCAGCCAAAGAUGGGAAGGAAGCUUUAUCCAGAGAUUCUCAAAUGUUCCUGUUCAUCGGGAACCAUGGAUGUGUGUGAGAGCAUCAGGAGCAUCCUGAUCAUCAAAGGAGCCACUAGCAUUUGAUGGAUGGAGCCAGAGAUGCCAAGCCUCCUGCAAGGCCCCUCUUUAGUCCUAGACCUCAAAGAAGGGAGCCCUGCCCAAGACUCCAAGAGCCCUGUGCUGGGAAGCUAAGUUGGAGUUUUUGCGAAAAAAGAGUGUAAGCUCUGGGGCCAGACUGGUGAGAUUCAUAUCCUGGCUCUACUUAGCCCUUACUAGUUAGGUGGGCCUGGGGCGGUGUCACAGUUUCUCUGUGCUUCUGUUACUCCCAGCAUUCCGUGAGUGCCCUGGGUGUCACAGAAUAAGCUUCCAGGGCCUGUGGCUGCUGAGGUGGCUUCCACCACUAGAGGGCAUGUCUGACCCACUCCUGAUAAAGCACAGCCUCAACUGUUCUUGAGCCUUUUGGACUUUUCUCUUAAGUCAAUCCCUGUGUGAAGUUGGGACAGAGAUGACUAUCUCUUCUUCUUCCAGAAGACCUCUUUCCCUCCUGAGAGAGCUCUGUGAGGUGCAUGCUGCUAUUAACUCACCUUGCAGAGGAGAAAACAGGCUCCUCUUCCAGGUGCAGCUAUGGUCACUAAUGGGGCUGGCGAUCCCAGCUCCACUCAUUGUUAUUACCUCAUUAUUUCAGUUCUCUGCGCCUGUGUCUUAACUCGCACAGCAGGGUAAACGAUAAUAACUAUAGUUCAUAUUCCCUUAGCACUUACCUGGGUACCAGGCAUCAUUCUCAGUAUUUCACAUGUGUUAACUGAUUUGUCCCUCACCUCAACUCUCUGAAGUGACAGCUGCUAUCAUUUCCAUUUUACAGAUGAAGAAACUGAGGCCAGAUGAUGAAGUCACUUGCCUAAGGUCAGACAGCUUAGGAAGUAGCAGAUUGGGGACUUGAACCCAGGUGGUCAGGCUCUAAGCCCACACUGGACUUACCUACCAUCGCCCUCUCUACUGAUGGUUCCCAGGACGGGAAUGGGGAGGCCAUGCUACUUAGCAGGCAGAAGCAUUGGCAGCCUUUCUUUUUUGACUAUGCUCUUAAGAGUAAAUAGUAUUUGGAGAUGUACUCCCAAUAUGUAUAUAUUUAUUUAUUUAAUAUAAAUGAUGUAUUGGAACUACUGUCAGUAUGUAUGUUGGUAAUAACGCUUAAAUUAUUCCAUUUAAAAAUAGUAAA
Otolemur garnettii (small-eared galago) is the source of this 3746-nucleotide messenger RNA. RefSeq names its product fukutin related protein (gene FKRP). The coding region runs from base 822 to 2309 and encodes 495 amino acids. The record is from RefSeq and is a predicted model, not a curated record. The transcript is spliced from 3 exons. Gene Ontology annotation, cellular component: Golgi apparatus. Gene Ontology annotation, biological process: protein O-linked glycosylation via mannose. Lineage: Eukaryota; Metazoa; Chordata; Mammalia; Primates; Galagidae.